Messenger RNA from Paramecium tetraurelia, 660 nucleotides. RefSeq lists its product as uncharacterized. NCBI's taxonomy places the organism in Eukaryota, Ciliophora, Oligohymenophorea, Peniculida, Parameciidae. The record is from RefSeq and is a predicted model, not a curated record. The transcript is spliced from 2 exons.
AUGGAAUACUAAUUGGAAUUGGCAAAUAAAACCAUAGAAGAAUUAAAGUAAAAGCUAUUGGCUGCUGAAUAACAGAUUGUUUCCUAAGAAACUGAUAAGAUUUCUAAGAUUGAGUUGUAAGAAAAACAAAUCGAAAGGAUGAGCGAUGAAAUUGCUUAACUGUAUAGAAAAUUAGAGUCCUAAGAGCAUGAAUUAAGAAUAAAGUCUAAGGACGAUUAAGAUUAUAAAUGUGGAGCGUAUAUAGAAAGAUUAGAGUAAUAGUUAAGAGAAGCAUAUUAUUAAAUCGAUGAUCAAAAUGAAUAUAUGAAAUAGAUGGAAUAAAGAAUAGAUCCUUUAAAUUUAGAAAAUAUAAACCUUAUUAAAUAAAAUAAAACUCUACAAUAGGAAUUAGAUUAUUAUAAGAGAUCUGUAUAAAGUUAAAUAAAUAAACUGAAAGCAGAAUAUGAAAUGAAGAUUAUAGAGUAGUAAGAUAAAUUGAUACAAAUGACAAGGACUCCAAACAAAGAAAAUAUUGCAAUAUCUUAAAAUACUUCUUUUAUUGAUUAUGGAAAGGAAAGUAGAGCUAGCAGAUAAUCAACUUAAGAUUAAUUAUUUGAAUUACAAUCAGAAUUGAACAAAAACAUAAAGCUACUAAAUUCCAAACUUAAGCAAUAUAAAUGA